AGAUCUUGGUAGACAUCGGGCAAAAGAGGAGGUCUGUGAACGCCUUGGCUCGGACAGUCAGGUAUGGAGCCAAACGGGACCCUGAACGGGACCCCACUGCAGCUUGGUUCUUACGGCGACAAGGAUGAAAAGAAAGCCAUCAUCUCCACCGACCGGGAUCGCGCCAGAUCCCGGUGGAUCACGGUGGAGCCGAUCCUGCUCCUCAUCGCAUUGGCUCGAAAGGCCAUGGUCAUCACUCGUCUCCAGUAUCUCAAACACCGCAUCGGGGAAGAACACCAUUACAGCUCCAUCAUCGCCAACCUCUCCGUGGCUUCGCUAUGUAACGACGAUAAUUACACGGACACCCUGGAGGACGAGAUACAGCAACAGACAGCGGUUUGGAGUUUAUACCUCUACGCCAUGUCCACAUUUCCCGCGCUUUUUACGACCAUCCUAGUGGGCGCUAUUAGCAAUCUGGCCGGACGGAAGGUCGCCAUGAUGGUUCCUUGUCUUGGUUACAUCAUCCAGUGUGCAUUAUUUCUUGUAAUCUCCUACGCGCAUUUACCCCUCUGGACAUUCUUUGUAGCUGAACUAAUGCAGGGAAUAUCCGGUGGGGUGGCGCUCCUUUUCGCCGGUGCGCAUGCGUACAUCGCAGACACCACGGAAAAGCGUCAGCGGACUUUACGCAUCGCCGUCACAGAGGGCGUUUACUUCUUUGGAAACGGUGCCAUUCAAAUUUCAAAUGGGUAUCUCAUUUCGCGGUUCGGAUACGAAUCUUCCUAUUGGUUCUCAUUAGUGUUACUUGUGCUCGCGUUCGCCUACGCCUUAUCACCGCACCUCCUCAUUGAAACAGUGGACGAGGAAACUAAAAUGAGGACUAAGCAAACUACUACGGUGAGAACAAUCGUAUGUACGGCAUGUGACCUUUUCAAGGUCACGGAAGGGCGCCGUAAUAUGAAAUUAAUAGCAGCUGGAAUGGUGCUUCUAUUUGCACUAGUAAGUGUGAGUGGGUGUCAAAGUGUAGUUGUGCUGUAUGGCCUCGCCAAGCCAUUCUGUUGGUCACCGGUCGACGUAGGAUUCUAUACAGCUGUUUCAUUGAUACUUCCGGGAGUAGGGUCUCUAGUUGGGGGUCAGUUUGUCUAUUAUUUCAAUAACGAUUACUGGAUGAUGCAUAUAAGCCUCAUCAGCGCCAUGGCUAUGUCCUUGACAACGGCUUUGGCGAAGACUACUCCAGUUUUGUACGCAGGUUUGGUGGUAGGUGCAAUGUCCAGUUUUAUCGCACCGCUUGUCAGAGGUCUUAUGUCCAAGAUGGUUGGAGAACAUGAACAAGUGUCCGUCUUCACCUACGCUGGGUGUGUGGGAAACACCGUCAAAUUUAUCGCCAAGGUCAUGGCUUUCUCCAUCUACGCAGGAACCGUCCAUACACUCCCUACCUUAACAUUCUACGUGCUCGGGUUUGUUGUGCUUAUUCCCAUUGGCAUCACAUGGUAAGUGACGUCACAGGGGGGGGGGGGGUUGAGAGGGGUUAAUGUCGUCACUUGUUUUUGUAGUCUCGUGUUUUUUUUUUAAUGGGGUAGUGCUGUUCUUGAUGUUGUUUAUGUGGUUUGUGUUGCUUUGUGCUUUUGUACUUAAAGAUUAUAAACCUAUUAAUGAUAUUUGUAAUCCAAAAAUAACCCGUUUCUGCAAUUGAAUUUGAUGUUUAAUAUUUACAUGCUUACAGUUACCCCCCCCCCCUUUUUCACUGACGUAAGAUUGAAUAAGAAUAUAAGAAGACCUAAAUGAUAUACUUCCACGAAAAAGAAAAGAAAAAUGAUAAAAAAAUGAACUACUAAGGAAACGGUGAGAUUUAAUAUAUAUGAUUUUACGAAAUUCACCACGAGAUUGCUUGAUUUUCAUCUUAGGGUUUAGAUAUUUUCCCCCAUAAUUAUGAUGUUCGGUACCCUCAGUUUUUUUUUUUUUUUUUUUUUUUUGGGGUGGGGGGCGGUAUCUCAUACGUCACUAGUGGUCGACGUUAUUCCUUCACUCAAUUCUGACAGUAUAAGGACCCCUCUGCAGCAAAAAAGUUGUUUAUAUUCAUCAAAUAUCCAUACUGCUUAAGAGGCGUGAUAUAUAUUAAAUAUCAUAAGAUAUUUUUAAAAUGAAACUACACACAUACAGCUUAAACACGUAAAAGCGUGAGUCGGGUUCACAUCCAGUUAAUCCAGCCUUGUUUCGUUGGAUUAAUUCAAAAUGACGGCCAAAUGGGGUUAUAAUUAACUAGAAAUGUCCUUAUUAAUUUAUUUGCUAGCGCCAUUCAUACCAUCAUGAAUAGGACUGGUUUUAUUGUGAUAUAUUUAUUGAAGGUUUUAGUUUUAUUAAAAGCCGCGACGACCCUAAUUAUGAGUCAUCCGCGUUAUGAAAAUAAAGCGCGACCUCUGUCGUUGUGAACUAAUUGAAUUUCAUAUAAAUAGGACGCUCACAAUGGGGUUCUCCACAUUUUUGGCCUCGUUCCUUGUAUUGUAUUUUAAUUACAUAUUUUCAUUUAUUGCUUGAAUGAAAAAAAAGAGGAAUGAGGAACCAGCAAACAUGAAUGAAUUCACGCCGUUAUCAUUUUCUAUAAUUAUUAGAAUAGUAGGCGUCACGUUCGUUUGGUCAGGGACAAUAAGAGACAGUGUUGGCGACGGAUAUUUUUAAUUUAACAAAAUAGCAUGCCUGUUAUGAUGAAUAAAAUGAUAUAAAAUUGAGGGGUGCAUUUCUCGCCCCUCUACUGAUCAGGAAGUGGAGAGCUCAAUCUGCAUUAUUGUGUAUCAUAUACAGGCCCCUCUAUGAUCCAAUACGAGAACAUGACUAUUGAGCAAAGCGCGUCAAAUGGGGGCGCUGUUGAACAAAUCUGUAGCAGACUAAUCUCUUAUUUCUGAAGUAGGGAAUGCACCAUUUCGUGUCCUAUCACUGUGGCAACUCUUCACCAAUGAGGGGUAAUUUAAAAAUACUCACAGUCAAUGUAAGAGGGCUAAGAGAUAAAGU
Messenger RNA from Lytechinus pictus (painted urchin), 2982 nucleotides. Its product is annotated as proton-coupled folate transporter-like. The transcript has 4 exons. The coding region runs from base 64 to 1470 and encodes 468 amino acids. Gene Ontology annotation, biological process: transmembrane transport. Gene Ontology annotation, cellular component: plasma membrane. The record is from RefSeq and is a predicted model, not a curated record. Lineage: Eukaryota; Metazoa; Echinodermata; Echinoidea; Temnopleuroida; Toxopneustidae. Gene Ontology annotation, molecular function: transmembrane transporter activity.